Molecule: messenger RNA, 1878 nt
Organism: Porites evermanni
Lineage: Eukaryota; Metazoa; Cnidaria; Anthozoa; Scleractinia; Poritidae
Source: the annotation of a GenBank genome assembly
AUGCUGGGUUUCCCUGGUAUUCCAGGAUCAAAUGGGAUACCGGGAGUGCCGGGCGUCCCGGGGCCACACGGACCCCAGGGAAGGGACGGUGUAAAAGGACAAAUUGGUGAUAAAGGAUCGCAAGGAAUUCCGGGUCCAAGAGGAGACAGAGGGCGCGAAGGACCUCCUGGGAAGAGUGGAUCCCGAGGAAUUAAGGAAAUAAAAGGUCAACAAGGACUUCUGGGAAUGAAAGGAGAGCCAGGCAUUGCGGGAAUGAAAGGAGAGCAAGGAGCUGUGGGAAUGAAAGGAGAGCGAGGCAUUGUGGGAAUGAAAGGAGAGCAAGGAGCUGUGGGAGUGAAAGGAGAGCGAGGCAUUGUGGGAAUGGAAGGAGAGCGAGGCAUUGCGGGAAUGAAAGGAAGAAAAGGAGACAAAGGAGAGAAAGGAGAAAGCGCCAAAGCAAGUCAAGCAAGUGCAGUACCACAAACCAACUGGAAACAAUGUGUGUGGACAUCAUGGAGCGACACUGAUAACGGAAAGAUUAAGGUAAUUAGAAAAAGAAUCAUAACACACUCCUAAGAAAAUUUGUUCUUUUUUGAAUUAAAAUGUUUCAAAGAAGAACGUCUCCCCUCUCAUUCACCGUUUGCCAACACAUUACAUAAAUAACUAUUUAGUUACAUUUCCCUCAAUUUUGGUUCUUUUCGAACGAGAAAAAGAAAAACCAUCGUGCGUGAGAAAAUGAUUCCUGGGCAUAUGGAUAAAGACAAGAAAAAUUUAAGCUAUUACAGAGUUUUUAAACAUUAGGAAGUAAUCUUGACUGGAGUUGUUAGUAUCAAUCAUUACACACGGUUGCUCGCCUUAGCACAAUAUGUUUGAUUUGUUUGCUUUUAUUCCAGGACUGUGCGUUUAACAAACUGCAGUCUAAUUCAGCGCUCAGAGUCUCAUUCCAGGGAAACAUGAGGGUCGAAGGUACUAGUUCUAAGUGUAAUCGCUGGUAUUUCAAGUUCAAUGGAAAUGAAUGCAGUGGACCAAUGACGAUUGAGGCUGUUGUUUACAACUGGUGGCUAUCUGGGAGCCCUGAUCUGCUGCAUCAUCGGUCAUUUGAGGGAUACUGUGAAAACAUCCCACAAGGAACUGUUAGAGUGGAAUUAUGGGUAGGACAGUGUAGUGGUGUAGCCUUGGGUGAUGCUUACACUGGGUGGAAUUCAGUAUCUCGGAUAAUGAUUGAAGAAGUAUCUAGGCCNUUGAAUUAAAAUGUUUCAAAGAAGAACGUCUCCCCUCUCAUUCACCGUUUGCCAACACAUUACAUAAAUAACUAUUUAGUUACAUUUCCCUCAAUUUUGGUUCUUUUCGAACGAGAAAAAGAAAAACCAUCGUGCGUGAGAAAAUGAUUCCUGGGCAUAUGGAUAAAGACAAGAAAAAUUUAAGCUAUUACAGAGUUUUUAAACAUUAGGAAGUAAUCUUGACUGGAGUUGUUAGUAUCAAUCAUUACACACGGUUGCUCGCCUUAGCACAAUAUGUUUGAUUUGUUUGCUUUUAUUCCAGGACUGUGCGUUUAACAAACUGCAGUCUAAUUCAGCGCUCAGAGUCUCAUUCCAGGGAAACAUGAGGGUCGAAGGUACUAGUUCUAAGUGUAAUCGCUGGUAUUUCAAGUUCAAUGGAAAUGAAUGCAGUGGACCAAUGACGAUUGAGGCUGUUGUUUACAACUGGUGGCUAUCUGGGAGCCCUGAUCUGCUGCAUCAUCGGUCAUUUGAGGGAUACUGUGAAAACAUCCCACAAGGAACUGUUAGAGUGGAAUUAUGGGUAGGACAGUGUAGUGGUGUAGCCUUGGGUGAUGCUUACACUGGGUGGAAUUCAGUAUCUCGGAUAAUGAUUGAAGAAGUAUCUAGGCCCCAGUCCUAA